UUGUCGCUUCUUCCUACACUGCGUGCGUCGCCGCUGGUCGUGCCAUGUGCAAUUCCAUGCGUGCGUUGGGUUCGUUCCCAGAUAGCGAGGAGAUGGAAGAUGGCGUGGGCGAUCUGUUUGACCGCAUCGAGGACUUGCUCGACUUCCCCGGCGACGAAGACGUGCUCGGGAUGGUGGAGCCUCGUGGCGACCAUAGCGGCUGGCAUUCGAAUUCUUCUCCGGGGUCCUUCGCCGACCAGCUUUUAGGCAGAAGCGACGACGGUAAGGACUCGCUCGAAGGCGUCGCUGGCGAAAACAAGAAAUCUGUGGACGAAAAAUUUAGCACGGAGGAAGAGAAGCAGAGCCCUUACGAUGAGCUUGACAUAGUGCAACUGGAAUGGAUGUCCGAAUUCCUCGAAGACUCUGACUCCUUCUCACUCGCCGUCCCGUGCAGCGGCGGCGCUGUCAACAAAAGUACCAACAGCGGCGAUGGCCAUGGCCAAGCCAAAGUCAAUGAGCUGUGUUCCUUUUUCACCUCCAGUCCUGUGCUCCAGGCGAACACUAACGCCGGCGGCAGCGGGGGUGGAAGUUACUCCUCCUCCUCUUUCUCUUUCUCUUCCUCUUCCUCGACCUCGGGUUCCUACUUUACCAGCAGCAAUAAGGACACAAGGUCAUCAUCUCUUCCUCUGAGCCCAACGGAGCCGCUCGCCACUCUCGUCGUCCCUGGCCGCGCGCGCAGCAAGCGGACGCGCCGUGCUGCAUUCUCGCCCCGCGGCCACGUCGUCGUCCCUUACUAUUCACCGUCCCCAUUUGCGGUCGCCGUCCCUGAUCCGGUUUCUACAUCCGGCGCGACUUCAGACCCGGAGAGCUUCGGCGAGUCGUUCUCCGCUUCGCCUCCCCUGAGGAAAAAGCAAAACAAGAAGAGCACGGUCCCCGUAGGGGACGAGACGGACUCCCCGCAGCCGGUGCGGAAGUGCACGCACUGCGAAAUCCAGAAGACGCCUCAGUGGAGAGCCGGGCCGUUGGGGCCCAAGACGCUCUGCAACGCCUGCGGCGUCCGGUACAAGUCCGGGCGUCUCUUUCCGGAGUACCGCCCCGCUGCCAGCCCCACCUUCGUCCCCUCCAUCCACUCCAACUCGCACAAGAAGGUGGUCGAGAUGCGCAUUGAGGCCACGCAGAGGGCUGCCUCCGAUGGCUGUGACCUCCUCACAUGCAUUCGCCGGAGGGAGUGAGCCAUGAAACAAUUUCCAGCUCGCAUGAUGAACAAGAAUCGUUAGCAGCAAAAUUUAGCCUGCUUUCUGAUUGAAUUUUUUUCAUAUAUAUAUAUAUAUAUAUAUUUUCUGUAUUCCCCUCUAAAUUUUGUACAGAGGAGGCCGUGAGAGUGAUCGCAGUCAGUCAGUAGUUACUAGGAGACAGAGCACUUGACGAGUCUCUUGUUGUUUAGUUUGAAGCAAGGAAUGAAGGAGGGGGAAAGAACUACAGGGGAGAGUCUCGUUUGAUUUUUUGUAGCUUGAUUAUUGAAUUUUUUUUUGCAGAUAAUCGUUUGAUAAUUACCAGGCAGAUGAUAAAAUGGUGUCCUCCCACUAGUCUCCCCUUUUGGAUGGACAUGACUAGCUAAAGUGCUGAGCAGUCGAUUGAAUACUUAUAGUUGAGGUGAUAGCAUGACUGUUUUACUCUCAUGGCUCGUUUCACCUUAGUCCGAAUCCUCCAAACCUUGCGUCUCCAUUACCAGACCCACUGGGAUUUGCCUGCUUCAACUACUGCAUCAAGAAUUUAAUCAUUCAUGAGGAGGAAUUAGGGCAAACAUCCUGUAAUGGCACUCACUGUUCAACUGCUUUCGUACCGUGCUCUACCUGCACAUCAGUGUGCCACCAACUCGUAAUAAUGUUAUUCGUAUGAUAUUGCCUUUUCCCAUGGUACGCACUUUAUUUGCAGUGAAACAUGUCUGAAGUGUGAGUCUGUGUAUAUGCUCAUAUUCUCGAACAAAGUUGAACAUGAAAGGUUUAAGUCUUUA
Molecule: messenger RNA, 1993 nt
Organism: Zingiber officinale
Lineage: Eukaryota; Viridiplantae; Streptophyta; Magnoliopsida; Zingiberales; Zingiberaceae
Product: nitrogen regulatory protein NUT1-like
Exons: 3
Coding region: 45-1211 (388 amino acids)
Biological process (GO): regulation of DNA-templated transcription
Molecular function (GO): sequence-specific DNA binding; zinc ion binding
Source: RefSeq, a predicted model, not a curated record